GGGAGUACAUGCUGAAACCAUUUCUGCAGAAGAGACAGAAGGAAAGAUCGCACAGAAAUAAACUGACUGACGUCGGUACACAUCUUGUGGAUAUUUUAUUUAUUUAUUUGUUUAUUUAUUGAAUUCCAAUGGACCACAUUUUAAAAGCAUUCAUGUGUUAAUUACAGAAGGAAACACCAAUCACCUGCAACCUUAUUACCACAAGGGAAAAAAAGCAAGUGGAUCGUUUUUCUCAGACAUGUCUACUGAAAAACACGGUUUAGAGGAAGGAUGUCCCCAGAUGUCUCCUCCACCUUACAUCCCCAACCAAGAUGGUCCACCAUGCAACAAUCAAGCUCAGUAUCCUGGGGCUCCUCCUCCUGUCCCAGAAGGCUAUGUCCAGGAGACCCAGUUUAAUUGUGGACCUGGGGGUCAAAAUCCCCAAGGCUAUACUAUCCAGACCCAGCCACCACCUGGGGGCAUGCCUGCAGGAGGCUACAUUCACUCGGGGUACCCUCUCCAGCUACAGCCUUGUACUGCUUACCUGCCCGUGUAUCCUAUAGGGACAGCGGGUCAAUCCUAUGUGCAAGGAAGCGGACCAGUACCACCUGGAAUGGCACCGGGGCAGAUGCAAAUGCAAAUGCCCCCUGGAAUUGCCAUUGUGGAGCCAAGACGCCCGCCUCAUGACUAUCUACCAAUCGCUGUUCUCACUACCGUUUGCUGCUUCUGGCCAACUGGUAUCAUCGCAAUCAUCAAAGCUGUGCAGGUGCGAACAGCGGUAGCUCGUGGAGAUAUGGUGUCAGCCGAAAUUGCAUCCAGGGAGGCUCGGAACUUCUCCUUCAUCAGUCUUGCCGUAGGCAUUGCCUCGAUGGUGCUGUGUACCAUCCUGACCGUGGUGGUCAUCAUAGCAGCACAGCACCAUGACGAGGACUGGGAGCCGUAGUGGAUGUCAGAAACUGUAUACAAGAUAGAUGAAGCUCUACCUUCCAUCAUUCCCUUGGAUGUCAGAGCAUUGCAUCUCUCUGACUUAAAAGCUCCCCACCACCCAAACUGCCAAGCUGCUAUCUGACAGAAAGUUCCCUAGUGCCCUAAUCUUUAUUUAGAAUUUUAUAGUAUCCCUUUAUACCUCUCAAGCUACAGCACGCCAAUACAACACAGAGCAAUUCCUAAACCUAUGUCCCCAAUUAUAUCCCUGCCACAUUCUCAGUAUUGCAUCCAUCUAACUUCAUCUCAAAGUCAUCUCAGUUUUAUUAUGGCUGCCCUUCUUUUUGCACCUUCCAAUAUGCAGACCGUUCAUCUCAGACUUCAUCUUUCCAAUUAUCUUUUAAGUAUAGGCAUAGAAGUGCAGAAGAUAAGUUCAGUAUUUUUGAAAUAUUUUUACAAUCAUAUCAUACACAAAUUUGCCACAGAAACAUCCACUGUUAAGUAAAUCUGUAUUUCUGAAAUUAAAAAAAAAAACACUUCUGCCCCAGCAGCUUACAACUGCAGCCAAUGGUGUAUUAGGAAAAAAAAAACUUACCAGAAUGAAGCCCAUAUUGGCAAUCUCUAAUGUAGAAUAGAAUCCUGAAGUAAAACUUGGGUUUGGAGCUGUUUAGUAUGACAUUGCUGUUCAUAUAAAAUAGUUCUGAAAAUGCAUAUCCAUAAUUGAAAAUAAAAUAAAAAACGGGGUGUCUGUACUUUCCACUGCAAUAAAAAUCCGACUAUACCUUCAGUAUUCUUGAAGCCAGUUAUCAGUAACCAUGGUCCUCAGGGUUGUUGUGUACAUGGAGAAGAAUCAAGGUAAACAUUGAAACCAGACUUACUUGAAAAUGGCGCAGUCUCACAUUACUUAAACAAGCUGCAUAAAUGAUAUGGAUUUUCAAAAACCUAUUCACAUGCAAAUUAUUGGCUCAAUAUAAACAUAUUCAGCAAUUUCAAGACAUUUAUUCUGGUGUUCCAUUGCUUGCUGUAGUAAGCUGCUUAGAAAGACAGUUUUAUUUUUUAUUGUAAUUUUAUAAAUUCAAUCACACUUGACAAUGCAAGUUUUGGGCAAAUGAAUGUAUGAUACCACUGUCUACCAGUCCACUACAAGUAAGUUUCUGUUACUUUUCUGUUAAAAAGAAAUUUGGAAUUAAAAACACCGAAUGUAACCCUUCACGUCUGAAUCGUCACCACAUUCCAGGUACAGCCUCAACACUCCAUAGCAUCCUACUUCUGGUGUACAACUUUCCACAAUAUUUGAACUGCUGUAACUGCUUGCAUUUUCCUAAAAGUUGUGCAUUUCGUACUACAGGCAUCUCUUAGCCUGACUAAUAGAAUGUGUAAAAUGAAAUCUCUCAAAAGCCUGGCUGCUGUGAGUCUCACAUUAAGUGUACAGUACAGCAGUGGAAUUGCUACAGAUCCAGUAUAUGAUAAAAUCUCAAUGAACCAUUGCUGAGCUUCCAAAAUUUUCUUUUGGUCUUAUUGCUCCAAAAAUGUAAAAAUCUCUUAAUGAGGCCAACAGAAAUCUGUGACUAUCCUUACAAUUGUGGUUUCACUCACCACAAUACUGCCACGGCUACACAUUUUGGAUACAUCCAUCACAGCAUUCUAACUGAAGCACGUUUUGCUCAUCGUUUCUUUAUUGUCCUGAUUUAUGUACUGUAGCAAAUAUUCGAAACAUUGGGAAUUUCAUAUAAACUCUCUCCCAUAUGGCAGCCACUGAAGGAAGGGUUUGUAGUUAACUUCAUUACACAAUUCUGCAAAGUUAUGAUGCAAUCCUGACCACUCACCUUAUUUUUGUUCUAAAUAAUAAAAUAAUAAUCAACUCAGUCCCAAAUGGUAUUUUGUACUCGCAUUGAAUUUGGGGAGUUGCAAUACUUUUGAAAUGAACUUUUUCAGCUUUUUAUUUACACAAAAAAUAUUUCUUUUCUUACAGUUUAAGCAGAAAAUGAACAAGCACCUUACAUUCAUCCCGUAUCUCUAAUCAGAAAUGCAAAUUAAAUUUGUGAAGGCGUGACUACACAAAUGGUAACUUCAAAAAUUCCUGUAGCAUGUCAACACAGGUGACUAAACCCUCCAAAAACUCAUCUGCUGUGAAUCACACAUUGAAUUAUCCUAAUAGCAGAACAGUUGUAUUUUAUCCUCUACCAAACAGACUUCCUCUUGCAUCUAAGUACAUUUUUCCAGCAUCUUGAAUUUGUACUUCUUGAAUGACACUUCUCAAAGUCAAACCCAUAAUCUUGUUUGUCAUCCCAAGUGACAGGACAUGUUUAAGCACUGCAUGUGUGAUGACUCCUCUUAAACGCUUCACGUCUAUGACUUCAUCACCACAACACCAUGAAUGUUGCUCUUUCAAAAUAUCACCAACAUCUUGAACAUUAUAUAUUUGACCACGUACCCUCCUCAUCAUUUCAGAUAUUGCAUGUGGCCAAAGAAUUGACUCAGUCUUGACAGUUUCCUCUCCGUGACUCCAUCACCUCAAUGUCUCAGACGCUAUACACUAAAAAGGCCAUCAUCUUCCUGUCUGUUAUGUAUUUCAGAUUACAUCUAACCAUCAUCCCAUCUGGUAGACAUUUUUCACAGCGUAGUAUCUUUGAAUGAAAAAGUCAGCGUCGAUUUUUUAUGCCUCUGAGUACAUUGCCUUUAUAUCCCAAAUGCUGUAAAUUACCCAAAAUCUUACCAAUGUCCUGAAGAUAACAUAUUUCAAUCCACAUUUUCACAUUAUCUAAACCAGUAGCACAUAUUUUACCACCAGAUACUACCACUGACUCAGUCUGGACAUGCAAGUAUCAUAAUUCCACCACCCUAAUACCUAAGAUUUGUACCUAAUAUCCAGAGCAGAAUGUGUUUCUGACUACAUCUUUUAAUUAUUCCAAAUUACAGCACAUCUUUUACUAAAAGGUGAAUUGAAAAUUAGUUGCAAGUCUCUAACAAAACUGCCCCAACAUCCUGAAUGCUGUAAAUUAGUGUUUCAUUUUCUUCUCGUGACCCAUUCUUGCCUUUUUUUGUGUCUUCGAGUCCCAGUCCAUGGCAGAGCAAUGUCAAUAGCAAACCAUAUGAGACCCAUUUAUCCUAAAAUCAGAUAAACAUCACAAAUGUUACAUGGCUUAGAUUACAUCUUUAUGUUGCAUUAGAACAAUCUAGACAAGAACAGGCCAUUCAGCCCACCAAAGCUUGCCAGUCUUAUCAACUUAAUUCUCCC
Polypterus senegalus (gray bichir) is the source of this 4141-nucleotide messenger RNA. RefSeq names its product proline-rich transmembrane protein 1 (gene prrt1). The transcript is spliced from 4 exons. Lineage: Eukaryota; Metazoa; Chordata; Cladistia; Polypteriformes; Polypteridae. The coding region runs from base 239 to 922 and encodes 227 amino acids. Gene Ontology annotation, cellular component: membrane. The record is from RefSeq and is a predicted model, not a curated record.